Molecule: messenger RNA, 552 nt
Organism: Arabidopsis lyrata subsp. lyrata
Lineage: Eukaryota; Viridiplantae; Streptophyta; Magnoliopsida; Brassicales; Brassicaceae
Exons: 3
Coding region: 1-552 (183 amino acids)
Source: RefSeq, a predicted model, not a curated record
AUGACGCCGAAGAAAAUGAAUCUAUUGAAGAAGAAGACUCGGCGCCGCGCAAAGGUGGCGAAAAGUUCAAAGAAGGGUGAAGCGAAUAGUUCACCGGAGAAGGGAAUCGAGAUUCCGAGUCCCCCGCCGGAGCCCGAAAGCACAAGUCAGGAUAAUGUACGUAUAUACAUUAUGUUUGCGAUGAUAAUGUUAUUUAUGUUACAGGAUGAAGAGAAAACUGCCCCUGAAUCUGCUAGAAAAGAAGCAGAUAUGUCUGACAAUGAAAGUGCUGGACUUUAUUAUGGUGGACCUUCUGACGAGGACGAAGUCAUAUGUGAUGGUGGUGAAUAUGACAAAGGACCGCUAGAUUCAGCUACCAAACAACAAGAUAAGUCUGACACUGAAAUGGCAGACAUUUCUGAAGAUGAUAAGGACGUGUUGCCUGACGAGGAAACCAACACUGGAGAUGAUAAGGACGUGUUGCCUGAUGAGGAACACAAAACUGGAGAUGAUGAGGACGUCUUGCCUGAGGAUGAAACCAAAACUGGAGAUGAUCAGGACAUGUUGCAUUAG